Messenger RNA from Paramuricea clavata, 894 nucleotides. The record is from the annotation of a GenBank genome assembly. NCBI's taxonomy places the organism in Eukaryota, Metazoa, Cnidaria, Anthozoa, Malacalcyonacea, Plexauridae.
AUGCAAACUUCGGCCGCGACGACAUGUACACAAAAGCCAUUCCAAAGCAUAAGACUGCCCAUGUAUACGGCGCCCAGCACAUGUGUAAACAAGGAAACUUUCCAAUGGCUCCUGAAAUUCCUGGAAACGCGAGAAAAUUUUUUACCGCAACCAUGUCAUGAAUAUGUUUUCACUAGCACGACAGGCUGGUCUGCAACAUCAAGCCAAAUUUCAGCGUUUUUCAACUCCGCAUGGCUAAAGUCGGGAGUGCUAGACGAGUCCCAGCCAAAAUUGAAUGCUACUAGAUUAUGCAAAGCACUAGUUACAAUUCAAAGAGAGAUGAUGCCAGGUGAAGAAGAUAAUUUGGCUACUGCAAUGGCCCACUCCAGAAGGGUUCAGGACACUCACUACAACGUUCGUAAGACUCGACAGCAAGUAUUGCAAGUCUCCAAAAAAUACAAUGACCUGCUGGAUGAGGUGUCCGAAUGUGAACCAACCGAAAGUGAACCAACCGAAAGUGAAAGUAUUACAACUAGCCAGCAAGUACUUCAAGAAAUGGACAGGAAAAAUGUUUUUUCAAGAAGAAGGCUUUAUACUGCUGAGGAAGAGGAACACAUUUGCCAGGCUUUUGCAGAUGAAAUUGCUGGAAAGGCAAGUCUAAAAUUAAAGACUGCAAAAAUGCGCUUGAGGAAUUGGAAAAGCUUAAGAGACUUGACAUCCGAUCAAAUCGUCAACAAAGUAAAGUCUCUGCGGAAGCUUAGAGUAAAGAAGCUUAAGAAUCACGGUCGCCAACUGACUCCAGAAGUGUCUACAGCAGGAUCGUUAGAAUUAGAGGAAGAGCAGACUUUCAAAACAACAGCAAAAACGACAAAGGCAGUAGAGGAGUUGCAGAUGGUUACCGACGAAGCUGGAUAA